AUGACAAAACUGUUCACAGAAGAAGAGGUCAUACAGUUAUGUCAGGCUAUACGAUCCCAUCCAUCGCUCUAUGACCCGGCUGACCCAAACUUUGGCAAAAGUUUGCCAAAUAAACUGGUUUGGGAGAACAUCGCCAAACAGUUCGACAAGAAAAGCUUUACAGGUAUGGAAACAAAGUUUCUUCCAUUAGCCUAAAAUCGUCGUUUCAAAGGCUUUCAUUUUGCAUUUUUUUAUUUAAAAAAUUAAUUGUUAAAUACACACUAAUGUUCAAAAAGUGUGUAGAAUAGUUUUUUUUUUAAUUUUCGUUCUACUUUUAUGCAAAGGUCUACAUCGCUUAAAGCUAACUAACUAAUACUGUAUCAAUUAUACCUGUAAAACCAUAUGUUAAUAUUUGCUAACUUCUGGUUACUUUUAGCGGACGAUGUAAAACUAAAAUGGAAAAACCUCAGAGAUACGAUGGCUUUACUACUGCGCAAAUCGAACCGCGACCCCAACACGUGGCGCUUCUACGAGCACUGUAGAUUCCUGAACAACUACGAGCGACCACAAAGGCGGAAUCGCAAGUCGCAGCCCUCGCAACCACAGACAAAGCCCGACGAUUCAGAUGCCAAACGUAUUAAACUCACGCCUGACCAGCCCCCGCCCCAGCCCGCCCCGCAGUUCCACAACAGCAACAUGAACCUGAUGAAGAUGAUCAACCCGGAUAACAGCAACGAGUCGCUGUUGUCGUCGCUGCAACACCGUCUCAGCAGCCAGAGUCUUCUCCUACCCACCACCACCACGGUCAUGAGCACCCUGCCCAUGCCCCAGCCUCAGCGACCGGUCGCUACGGUGAUGGCGGCCAAAGAAGAAGAGGUAUCGCCUCCCCUCAGGCAUCUCACGGACCAGUCCCCACCGUUGUGUGCUGAGGAUUCGUCGUCGAGGGAGCCCUUCUUCGACGACGCUUCGAGGGAUUCGAUACUACAACAUCUCGCUUCUCAGAACCCAUCUCUGUUAGCGACGCCUCUCAAUCACAAUCACCUGCCCAGGUUAUCUUCUUCCAACACCAAUACGAACAGCUUUGUAAAUUCAUCACAAGGUUCGACGUCUUCGCGGGAUCUGUACGAUGUGUUCGGUAAGCUUUAUGUCAUGUUAUAGACUGAGAAAAGCUUAAUAUUGAGUUACACUGAGUAGCUAGUCGGUUAAUCUUUUUCUAAAACUAAGAUCUAUUGUCUAGGCGAGGAAACGGCGAUGCGGCUACGGGCAAUCGACUCUAGCGGCGAUCGUGCACUGUUUCUGAAAGCGCGACGCAUCAUCAACAACGCGUUGGAGGAGGCCGAGAUGGAGAUGCACAACCGGAAUCGUCAACAUUAG
Molecule: messenger RNA, 1353 nt
Organism: Bursaphelenchus okinawaensis
Lineage: Eukaryota; Metazoa; Nematoda; Chromadorea; Rhabditida; Aphelenchoididae
Source: the annotation of a GenBank genome assembly